AUGGUCAGAGUGGCUCUGGGAAUGGUGCUCCUCGUCGAGGAAAUCAUGGCGGAUCAAGAAAACAUCGUAAGUAACAUGUUCACAACUGCCUUCGUACUGUCCAGCAUCGUGCCGGCACCUGUUCUUCCAUUUGUCCUUCUAGUCACUGCGCGCAAGUAUAAGAUUGAUCCUGGGGCUUCCCACCCCCUUUGGAUCCCUAAGAUACCUUCGAUAGACAAUAUGGCUCGAGAUCUAUCUACAGCACCAUCGAAGCCAGGAGAGCGUACAAGGAAGUUCCAACAGCGCAAAUACCUUACCUCUUACUGGGAAGUCCUAGGUGAUAAGUUAAGGGCUCGUAAAAUGAACAAGAAGAAGAAAUUCAAAGCCUCUGGAGCAGAGGAGGAGGACAGGUCGCAUCAUGGCCAUACAGACGGCCCUCUAUUUUUCCCACAACAUAAUAACCGUGAAACGGACGAUGAUGAUAUGGUACCGCCACAGCUGUUCCGCAGUGCACCCAAUCAAGCACCGCAGGGGGCAUUCUUUGGCCAAGGGCAGGCUCGAUCGCCCCAGCAGCAGCAACAGCAGCCUCAGUCCCACCGGAUGCCCACCAUGGCUGACGGUAGAGGGCUACAAAGCGGAGAGAUGGUGGCGCAUCUGCAGCGAGGAGGGCAGACGGAGUAUGAGGAGCUCGGGGCGGAGCCCUGGGCGCAUUUCCAAAAUUUCCACUGGCACCUCGACACCAACAACAGCAACAGCAACAACGACGCCAAAAGAGCGCCCAGAAUGCCGAAACGAAAGCGCGAAUCGCCUGCUCCCACCGCAAAGCUUCCCCCAGCUUCCCUAGCCACGCCUGCGAAACAAGCCAAGAGCUGUCAAAAGUGCCUCGAAGCUGCGCAAAAGCCGCUUCUCGCAGCGCUGAAACAUGGUUCCUCGCUGGAGCGCCAGAAACAUAGUCGCAGGAAGAAGGAUGCGCAGAAGAAGGGCGACCAGAAGGCAAUUUCUCGCUUGGAUGCCGAAUACCAAGUUUUGAAGGCGCUGAACCUGGAGCAGCUAGGCGAUCAGCAUUUGCGCAAGACUCUGGCAAGGGUCAAAAGCUUGAAGGACGCGGAGCAACUACGGGAAUACAUCGCCGGUAUCAGGGAGGGAAGCAAGGACACCAGUACUCUCAAUGUUACCGCGAGGUUGUUCAAGGUGGUGCAUGUGAAGAAGGUGGUGGAUGGUGUCGUUGAGGACUUGAAGAACAUUCUGGGAGCCGGCAAAGCCAAGGAAAGCAACCAGAAGGAGGAAGGGGACAAAGACAUCAAGGCGGAGGGCAUGAAGAAGCAGAAGGAUGACAAGAAGGCGAAGAGCUCCAAGUCUGCCCAGACGGAAGACGUAGAGAUGAAGGACGCAAGCGACGAAGGCGACGAUCCAUACAUGGCUUUCAGCGCGCGGAUAGCUGCGCCAUCUUCAGGCGAGGAGGGAAGCGAGGGCUCAAUAUCGGACGACGAUCGACCCCCAAGUAUCAGAGACAGCGAAAGCGAACACGACCCCGACGACGAUCUGGAGGCCGAGAGCGCAAGCGAGGAUGAUGGGAAAGAAGGCGCACAGGCAGACGGGACCAGCGAAGAUGAGGAUGCAGCCAUCUCGCGCGCUGUGGCUCCUGCUUCAGACGAGUCUUCUGCCGAUUCAGAAUCCGACUCCGAUUCCGACGAAGCCGCGAUACUCACCAAGAAAAGCAAACCCAAAACCAUACAAGACAAACCCACCUCGUCCGCCUUCCUCCCCGCGCUCAGCCACGCCGCCUACUUCAGUGGCUCUGAAUCCGAAGCCUCCGACCUCGACGUCGACGUCGCUCCACGAAAGAAUCGCCGUGGCCAACGCGCCCGUCAAAAGAUUGCUGAGAUGAAGUUUGGCGCAAAAGCCAAACACAUCGAGAAAGCACAACAGAACGUCAAGUUCGACGCCAAACGAGGAGCCGUUGCCGGCGACGGUAAGCGUCAAAGACGAGGCAAGCCCAUGGGACCUGGUCUCCAACAGAGUGGAAGCAACGCAGAGCCACUGGGUAAGAAGGACGACAAAAAGGAUAGGAAGAUGGGCCUGGGUGUCAAACGUGACGACAAGGGCGAACUGCAUCCUAGUUGGCAGGCUGCGAAGAUGGCAAAGGAGAGCAAGAAGUUGAAGAUUGAUGUUGCGGGCAAGGGUGCGCCGCAGGGAAAGAAGGUUGUUUUUGAUUGA
This is a messenger RNA of Alternaria burnsii, 2196 nucleotides long. RefSeq lists its product as uncharacterized. Gene Ontology annotation, cellular component: 90S preribosome; nucleus. The transcript is spliced from 4 exons. Gene Ontology annotation, biological process: maturation of SSU-rRNA. The coding region runs from base 1 to 2196 and encodes 731 amino acids. The record is from RefSeq and is a predicted model, not a curated record. NCBI's taxonomy places the organism in Eukaryota, Fungi, Ascomycota, Dothideomycetes, Pleosporales, Pleosporaceae.